AUGCAGUCCUGCGCUCCUCACAUGUCUUAUUUGCCCUCCGGCGAGCGGCAUCUUGAGAGCAAUCCUCCUUUGAAGGCACGUCUUCGUCGGAAUCACUACGAAUUCCAGCCCUACACUGGCGAGACUUCAAACUCUACUUUCGCUGAUCGCGAGCGCCGCGAAUCCAACGCCUCGGAUGAUUCAGCUCUUUCGGGUAUGACUCUCAGCAGCCACCGAGGCGGCACCUGGGUCUCUACUCGACGACGUUCAAGCAUCGGCGACAGAAUGUCCGAUGCCAUGACCCGGAUGAGGGGGGCUUUGGGGGGACGAAAGUCCCGAGACGUCAUGAACGAGGAUAACCCUGCAAAUUUGCAGGAACGUCGAUGGGCCUUUUCUUUUGCGAGGAUAUGUGUAUUUCUAGUAUCGCUGGGCGUUGCAAAUGUUGUCUCUAGUCAUGCAUUCAGUUCCAAUUCAUUUUACCUUACUUCAUCUUAUGGGAUAUACAUGUUAUUUUGUGAUUUUGCAAUGGGUUUGCAAAUGGGCCCAUCUCUCCUUGACCAUUCGGAUUGCUUCUGCGUCAUGACUUCUAUUGACGGAAAUCAGCAGCUGAUCCUGGCACAGGCGGGCAAUCAUUCUUGUGUCAGAGCAAAGUCCUUCACACCCCUUCAGACUACCCAAAAAGUUUUUGCAAAGAAAGAAGUGCUUGAAAAACGUCCAAUCUCCUACGAUAGUGAUGGAGAUGAACUCGUCAACAUUUUCAUGGGACAUCCACCAGAAAGUGUACGCUCGUAUUCUUUCAAGAAGCGUCUGAUUUGCAAAUCUUCAACAUAUUUUGCAAGUAUCUUCAAGAAUGCAAACACACUUCAUCUACCAUACGCAGAGAGUUAUCGAUUCUAUAUCUUUGAGCUCUGGCUCAAGGGUCGCAACUUGAAACGCAUUUCUGGCCUCUUUUUCGAAGGAAAACUGGACUUUCGUACGUUGGCGAGAGUCUACCAAAUCGCCUACGAAUACAAGGUUCCUCUACUCAAGGACAUCUGCGUCGACAUCGUUAUAGACUGGAUCAAGGCGCAUAAGUAUCGAUCCCCACCCUGGUACUUUAAAGGUCGCAUUCUCGCUUCUGUUCCCGAGUACAGCCUCAUGGAUAAGCUGCUGGACGACAUCAAAGAAUAUAACGAUGACAAGGCUCUGAUGGCUGAUGUCAGGUCGAGCCUUUCGAAGACGUUUCUCGGCGGUGUCGUGGCGGCAAUGAGAUUCUGGCCCAAGGCAAUUGGGCCCUCCCCGUCUUGUCAUCUUCUAAGGAAUCCGUGUAUCUAUCAUGAACACCGAGACGACUGGCCCUCGUGCAAGGACUGA
This is a messenger RNA of Xylona heveae TC161, 1332 nucleotides long. RefSeq lists its product as hypothetical. The record is from RefSeq and is a predicted model, not a curated record. Bases 1 to 1332 code for a protein of 443 amino acids. Lineage: Eukaryota; Fungi; Ascomycota; Xylonomycetes; Xylonales; Xylonaceae. The transcript has 7 exons.